AUGGCAGACGUUGUUCAGUACCGCCUCGAGCGGAUGGUUGAUGAGCUUGAUGAUCUAGAGCGUAGAGGAAUCUUCACUCGUGCAGAGAUUGCAGAGAUCGUUAAGCAGCGUCGUAAGUUCGAGUACCGUCUCAAGCGUCCGAGCCCACUCAAACAGGAUUUUCUAGCCUAUAUUGACUACGAAACUAAGCUUGAUGAGCUCAGAAUCUUGCGGAGGAAGGCAGUCUCGCGUCAGUCUGACAAUAAGAAGAAGAAAUCGAUUUCUGAUUUCGCAGGUGUAGCCAAAAUUGUGGAGAUUUAUAGGCUUGCGACUAUGAGGUUUAAAGGGGAUAUUGGUUUGUGGUUUAGGUAUCUUGAGUUUUGUAGGCAGAAGCGGAAUGGGAGAAUGAAGAAGGUCUUGGCUCAAGUGAUAAGGUUUCAUCCAAAAGUGGCUGGAGUGUGGAUAUAUGCUGCAGCUUGGGAGUUUGAUCGAAACUUGAAUGUUGCUGCUGCUCGUGCUCUUAUGCAAAAUGGCUUGAGAGUGUGUUCAAACUCUGAAGACUUGUGGGUGGAGUAUCUGAGAAUGGAGCUCACUUACCUGAAUAAGCUGAAAGUUCGUAGAGUUGCCCUUGGUGAAGAUAAAGGAAGUUUGGUUCGUGACAAGAAAGCCGUCGAGGAUGAAAAAUGGAAAGAUGAAAACAAAGACUUGUUUAUGUCGCUAGUAGAUGAGAAAGAAGAAAAUGACGACUCUGUUGUUGAAGAUGUUGAGGAUGCGAGUGAGAAAGUUGAUGUCUUUCGGGAACAAGGGUCCAAUGUUCUUCAGGCCAUUUAUGGUGGAGCCAUUGAGGCUCUUCCAUCUAGUUUUGACUUGAGGAAGCGUUUUCUGGAGAUUCUAGAGGCAACAGAUAUGGCGCAUUCAGAUGAAAUGCGCAAUACGAUUCUAAGUGACCUGAAGCGAGAUUUUUCCAAGGACCCUGAAUAUUGGAAUUGGCUUGCCAGACAUGAAAUGAGUGAUGGAAUUAGCAAAGAGACAGGCGUAGAGUUUGCGAAUCCUGAACUGCAAAAGGCUAUUCAGGUUUUUGAAGAGGGGUUACAAACUGUUAAUUCAAGUUCUAUGUUUGAGAUGUAUAUAAAGUUUUUGAUGGAGGCUAUUGCAUGGUCAAAUGGCGACGAUGAUGGAAUUUCCCAUUCAUCUAAUCCAAUGGAGGACUGCAUUUCGCAUCUCAUAAAUGUGUACCAGAAGGCGGAUGGAACCGGGUGUUUGACCGAGGAGCUUGCUAAUGACUAUGUUUCUCUGUACUUGAAACUGGGAAGGACCAAUGAAGCUCAGAAGCUAGCAGAAAAACUUUGCUCCGGAAAAUUUGAGGGAUCGGCUAAGUUGUGGCUUUCAAGGGUUUCCAUUGAACUAGGAUCACUUUCAAAAAACUCCACUCCUAGUAAGGCGGAUUUGCAGUCGGUCUUUGAGCUCCUUUCAAAUGCUUUGAAGAAAGUACCGAUCUCAGUAUCGGAGAGCUUGUGGCUUACGGCUUUUAAGUUCUUUGCUCAUCAGAGAACUUAUUUUGACAAGCUUGUAGAGAUGUCCAUCUUAUCGGUAGCCAAAGGCAAUGCGAGCGACCAUGUGUUUUCUCUUGCUUCUGCAGUGGUAAAAUUUGUUCUUGAAACAAAAGGGAGCCACAGUGCAAGAAAGACAUACAAGAGGUUCUUGGCUCUUCCCCGUCCCGGUCUUGUUGUAUACAAAGAUUGCAUUGAAAUAGAGACCAACCUUGCAUCACUAGGUGAGAAAGAUUGUCUAAAAAAUGCCAGGAAGCUGUACGAGUCUGCUGUUUCGACUUACAGCCAAAACGUGGAGUUGUGGAAGGAUUACUACUCAUUGGAGACGAAGAUGGGAACGUCAGAGACUGCCAAUGGCGUGUAUUGGCGUGCGAGAAAGACUCUGAAAGAAUCAGCAGAUUUCAUAGUUGGAUCUGAUUUGUCGUAG
Arabis nemorensis is the source of this 1956-nucleotide messenger RNA. The record is from the annotation of a GenBank genome assembly. Lineage: Eukaryota; Viridiplantae; Streptophyta; Magnoliopsida; Brassicales; Brassicaceae.